Monoraphidium neglectum is the source of this 510-nucleotide messenger RNA. Its product is annotated as stearoyl-CoA desaturase (delta-9desaturase). The transcript has 3 exons. Gene Ontology annotation, biological process: lipid metabolic process. Gene Ontology annotation, molecular function: oxidoreductase activity, acting on paired donors, with oxidation of a pair of donors resulting in the reduction of molecular oxygen to two molecules of water. The record is from RefSeq and is a predicted model, not a curated record. NCBI's taxonomy places the organism in Eukaryota, Viridiplantae, Chlorophyta, Chlorophyceae, Sphaeropleales, Selenastraceae. The coding region runs from base 1 to 510 and encodes 169 amino acids. Gene Ontology annotation, cellular component: endoplasmic reticulum membrane.
AUGACAGGGUGUGAGGAGUGCCCUUCAGCAGCCAUGACAACCCUUGAGCGCGUGUACGACCGCAAGAACGCGAGCGACAUGGAGGCGCAGCCCUUCUACACCUGGAUCCGCGACACAUACAUCUGGCACGUGGUCGCCCAGUUUGCGGCGCUCUACGCGCUCGGCGGCCUGGGGGCGGUGGUCUGGGGCGGCGCGCUGCGCAUGUGCUGGGUGUACCACAUCACGUGGUUCGUGAACAGCGCGGCGCACGUGUGGGGCUACCAGACCUACAACACCGGCGACCAGAGCCGCAACAACUGGUGGGUCGGCCUGCUCGCCUUUGGCGAGGGCUGGCACAACAACCACCACGCCUUCGAGUUCAGCGCGCGCCACGGCCUGGAGUGGUGGCAGUUUGACAUGACCUGGCUCACCAUUUGCGCGCUCGAGAAGCUCGGCCUGGCCACCAACAUCAAGCUGCCCACCGAGAAGCAGAAGGCGCGGCUUGCGUUCCCGCAGGCGGCGGCGCAGUGA